Zalophus californianus (California sea lion) is the source of this 5107-nucleotide messenger RNA. Its product is annotated as leukocyte immunoglobulin-like receptor subfamily B member 5. Gene Ontology annotation, molecular function: inhibitory MHC class I receptor activity. NCBI's taxonomy places the organism in Eukaryota, Metazoa, Chordata, Mammalia, Carnivora, Otariidae. Gene Ontology annotation, biological process: cytokine-mediated signaling pathway. The record is from RefSeq and is a predicted model, not a curated record.
CCUGUGUGUCUGCCCGUCCUGUGGGCACCGAGGUCCCUCCCUAUGCACUGCUAGAGCCAGAGACGGGAGACGCCAUGAUCCCCGCCCUCACGGCCCUGCUCUGUCUCGGGCUGAGUGUGGGCCCCAGGACCCGAGUGCAGGCAGGGACCCUCCCCAAACCCACCAUCUGGGCUGAACCAGGCUCUGUGAUCCCCUGGAGGACAUCUGUGACCAUCUGGUGUUGGGGGAGCCUGGAGGCCCAGGAGUACUGCCUAUAUAAAAAGGGAAACUCAGUGUACUGGGACAGACAGAAGCCACUGGAGGCCAGGAACAAGGCCAAGUUCUCCAUGGGACACAUGGCAGAUGAUUUACCAGGACGAUAUCUCUGUUCCUAUCGCAGUCCCACUGGCUGGUCAGAGCUCAGUGACCCCCUGGAGCUGGUGGUGACAGGAUUGCACGACAAACCCAGACUCAUAGCCACGCCCAGCCCUGUUGUGACCUCAGGAGGGAACGUGACCCUCCAGUGUGGCUCGUGGGUGGGAUUCCACAGGUUCAUCCUGAUGAAGGAAGGAGAACGCCAGACCUCCUGGACCCGGGACUCCCAGCGAGCCCCCAGUGGGGGGUCCCAGGCCCUGUUCCCUGUGGGCCCUGUGACCCCCAGCCUCAGGUGGACAUUCAGAUGCUAUGGUUGUUACAGCAACACCCCCCAGGUGUGGUCGUACCCCAGUGACCCCCUGGAGCUGGUGGUCUCAGGUGUGUCGGGCAAGCCCUCCCUCCUGAGCCAGCAGGGCCCUGUCGUGACCUCUGGACAGAGCCUGACCCUCCAGUGUCGCUCUGAUGUUGGCUACGACAGAUUCGCUCUGUCCAAGGAGGGAGCAGGUGACCCUCCCCGGCGCCUUGGCGGGCAGCCCCACGCUGGGCUCUCUGGGGCGAACUUCGACCUGGACCCUGUGAGACCCUCCCACGGCGGCCGGUACACAUGCUAUGGUGGACAGAACCUCUCCUCCGAGUGGUCGGCCCCCAGUGACCCCCUGGACAUCCUGGUCGCAGGACAGCUCCCCGACACACCCUCCCUCUCAGUGCAGCCAGGACCCACGGUGACCUCAGGAGAGAAUGUGACCCUGCUGUGUCAGUCAUGGAGCUCUGUGGACACUUUCCUUCUGUCCAAGGAGGGGGCAGCCGAUCCCCCGCUGCGUCUUAGAUCAAAGCACCGAGCUGGGCAGCAGCAGGCUGAAUUCUCCAUGAGUCCUGUGACCUCAGCCCACGGGGGGACCUACAGGUGCUACGGCUCAGUGAGCACCUCCCCCUACGUGCUGUCACAGCCCAGUGACCCCCUGGAGCUCCUGGUCAUAGGAACAGCUGACACCCUGAGCCCACCCCAAAACAAUUCAGACCCCAGCAGUGCCUCAGAUCUCAGGGAUUACACGGUGGAGAAUCUCAUCCGCAUGGGCGUGGCUGCCUUGAUCCUGCUGGUCCUCGGGAUUCUGCUACUAGAGGCUCAGCACAGCCACAAGGACCCCAGAUGCAGCCAGGAGCUAAACACAAGGGGAGCAAACACACCAUUCCCUAGACGACCCCUGGUCCUCGCCAUCCCCGGGGUCAACUGCUUGCUCUUCCAGCUGAACCCAGGGCUGUUCCCGGCCCUGGGGAGGGGCUGUUCCCCUUCCUGUGGGGCUGCUGACGUGACAACCAUGACAGACAGGACCAGCCUCCGCAUGACCACACCCUGUGUGUCUGCCCGUCCUGUGGGCACCGAGGUCCCUCCCUAUGCACUGCUAGAGCCAGAGACGGGAGACGCCAUGAUCCCCGCCCUCACGGCCCUGCUCUGUCUCGGGCUGAGUGUGGGCCCCAGGACCCGAGUGCAGGCAGGGACCCUCCCCAAACCCACCAUCUGGGCUGAACCAGGCUCUGUGAUCCCCUGGAGGACACCUGUGACCAUCUGGUGUCAGGGGAGCCUGGAGGCCCAGGAGUACCGCCUAUAUAAAAAGGGAAACUCAGAGACCUGGGACAGACAGAAGCCACUGGAGGCCGGGAACAAGGCCAAGUUCUCCAUCAGAUACAUGACAGAUGAUUUACCAGGACGAUAUCUCUGCUCCUAUCGCAGUCCCACUGGCUGGUCAGAGCUCAGUGACACCCUGGAGCUGGUGGUGACAGGAUUGCACAGCAAACCCAGAUUCGUAGCCACGCCCAGCCCUGUUGUGACCUCAGGAGGGAACGUGACCCUCCAGUGUGGCUCGUGGGUGGGAUUCGACAGGUUCAUUUUGAUGAAGGAAGGAGAACGCCAGACCUCCUGGACCCGGAACUCCAAGCCAGCCCCCAGUGGGGGGUCCCGAGCCCUGUUCCCUGUGGGCCCUGUGACCCCCAGCCUCAGGUGGACAUUCAGAUGCUAUGGUUGUUACAGCAACACCCCCCAGGUGUGGUCACUCCCCAGUGACCCCCUGGAGCUGGUGGUCUCAGGUGUGUCGGGCAAGCCCUCCCUCCUGAGCCAGCAGGGCCCUGUCGUGACCUCUGGACAGAGCCUGACCCUCCAGUGUCGCUCUGAUGUUGGCUACGACAGAUUCGCUCUGUCCAAGGAGGGAGCAGGUGACCCUCCCCAGUGCCUUGGCCGGCAGCCCCACGCUGGGCUCUCUGGGGCGAACUUCGACCUGGACCCUGUGAGACCCUCCCACGGCGGCCGGUACACAUGCUAUGGUGGACAGAACCUCUCCUCCGAGUGGUCGGCCCCCAGUGACCCCCUGGACAUCCUGGUCGCAGGACAGCUCCCCUACAAACCCUCCCUCUCAGUGCAGCCAGGACCCACGGUGACCUCAGGAGAGAAUGUGACCCUGCUGUGUCAGUCAUGGAGCUCUGUGGACACUUUCCUUCUAUCCAAGGAGGGGGCAGCCGAUCCCCCGCUGCGUCUUAGAUCAAAGCACCGAGCUGGGCAGCACCAGGCUGAAUUCUCCAUGAGUCCUGUGACCUCAGCCCACGGGGGGACCUACAGGUGCUACGGCUCAGUGAGCACCUCCCCCUACGUGUUGUCACAGCCCAGUGACCGCCUGGAGCUCCUGGUCAACGGACCCUCUACAGACCCUGGCCCCUCACCCACAGGGCCCAGCUCAACAGCUGGGUCAGAGGUGAAUGCACAGAGCCCAGCAGGUGCCUGGCACACAGCAGGUGCUCAGUUGAAUGGCAUCACUGGCUCCUUCAUGGUGUGGCUCCUGCCCCAGGUCCCCACUGGUACCUGUACGUCCUCAUCGGGGUCUCGGUGGCCUUCGUCCUGCUGCUCGGCCUCCUCGGCCUCCUCCUGGUCCGACACCGGCGUCGGGGCAAAGGCAGGAAGCCAGGGGCUGCAGACCCAGAGCCCAAGGACAGAGGCCUGCAGGACAGAUGCUGCCGUGCAAGACACUCAGCCUGAGGAGGGGGUGGAGCUGGACCAUCGGCAGAACGCACGGGAUGAAGACCCCCAGGGAUUGACACGGGCCCAGGCUGCGACAUCUCAUGCCCCUUCGGAUGUGACCUACGCCCAGCUGAACCGCUUGACCCUCCGACGAGAGACAAGUGCAUCCCCUCCCUCCCAACCAGGGGAGCCCCCAGCAGAGCCCAAUGUGUAUGCUGCUCUGGCCCUCCGCUAGCCCAGGAAGGACCCAGACCCCACACUCCAGGGAAGCGACCGCAGAGACCCUGGAAGGCACAGGAGCUGCCCACACUGGGCGCCACCUAAUGCCAGCCAACCUGGACUCCUCACGCAGACCAGUAGGAACUCCCGGGACCCUCUGGGAGUCACCUGAUUCUGCCAUCAAAGAUAGUACUAUCUCUAUACUUUGGAAAUCAAAGGAAUGAAAUGAGAAAACCAAAAUGGAAAUGAGAGAAUGUUUACACUGAAGGACAAUGUAAAUGUUACACAUCAAACCUAUGAAAUGGUAAAAUUAAGAACCAAGUCAAUGAUCCAAGCCAUCAUACCAUGAAUUUAAAAAAAGAAUAGCAAAUUAUUCCAAAUGAAGGUAGAAGGAGGGAAAUACAGUGAUAAGAGAAGCUACUAAUGAGGUCAAACAAAAAAUAAAGAAGAAUCUAAAGCCCAAAAUGUUCAUUUUUGUAAAUAUCAAUCACAUGUAUAAAUCCUAGCCACGAUGGCCAAGGGACAGAGAGAGAGAGAGAGAGAGAGAGAGAAGGCCCACAUCCCAUCACAUCACCAUUCAGGACAGCAUCACAGCCUACAGACUUUAAAUCAAUAACAGAGUUUAUUAUGUUCAUUUUUAUUAGUUAUUAUUAUAUUAUGAACAAUUUUAUGCCAAAAUAUUAAAAAAUGUAGAUAAAACAAGACAAAAUCCUCAAAAAUACAGGUUACCAAAAUGACAGACAUAGGGAUAAAUAGAAAAUCUGAAUUGCUGUGUGUGUAAUAUAUGGUGAAUAUGCAUUAAAGUUUUUCCCACAGAGUGAACUGAAUCUGGAAAGUUUCACUGGUGAAUGCCUCCAAAUACUGAUGCAUUGUGAAAUACACACACACACACGGACAAUGGACACACCUACAUACACACAAACACAUGAACACACAUAUACUCCUACACACAUGAACAUGUGAGCACACACUGACACACAUGCAUGCACACAAACACGUGAACACGUAAGAGAUACAGGUACAUGCAUGUGAACACACAUGAACAUGUGGACACACAUGCACACACGAACAUGUGAACACAUGCAGACCUAUGGGAAUGCCGACACACAUGAACAUGUGAGCACACACAUGAACACACACAUGCACACACACAUACCAAACUUACACAGGCUUCCCCUGAGAAUAGAGAAAGAAGGAAUGCUUCCCUAGCACAUUUUAUCAGUCCAGAAAAACAAAAAUUGACAUGAAAACUUGACAAGAAGAACCAACCAAUUAAAUAAAGAGGAAAAAAAGUGAUAAGCCCUGAAUGGAUAAAAUAGGGAUUCCAGCCUGGUUAUUUCCACCGGGACACCCCCAGCUGAUGAGGUUGGAUGUUGUAAGUGCCCGAUUUGAUGUUACUUUGUCGAAUUCUCAUUUGUUGCCUACUAUUACCUACACCUAUGUGUAGAUUCCUUUUCUCUUCUACUAGGUUUCCAUAAAAAUAAAGUUUUCUUUCUUUUUUGAAACUGAAUAAAUAAACAAACAAAUAAA